This is a messenger RNA of Raphanus sativus (radish), 1144 nucleotides long. Its product is annotated as protein NEN4. Gene Ontology annotation, molecular function: 3'-5' exonuclease activity; nucleic acid binding. Lineage: Eukaryota; Viridiplantae; Streptophyta; Magnoliopsida; Brassicales; Brassicaceae. The record is from RefSeq and is a predicted model, not a curated record. The transcript has 4 exons. Bases 197 to 976 code for a protein of 259 amino acids.
CCUUUUUAUUGGUUUAGAUAAAGAAUAAGCAGAGAUUCUUACGUACCCUACACAGCAAAGUUUUCUCCAUGAAGCUAAAUAACCACCAAAGUAAACCUCCAACACAAACCUACAGUUAGCUUGUAUCACAAGUAACAAACCCACAAUAUAUACACACGUAGGAUCUACAAAUCGACAGAAACCAAAAAAAAUUGAUAUGGAGAUCCAAUCAUUUCCCAGCGAAAUCGUCUUCUUUGAUCUGGAAACAACCGUACCAAACAAAACAGGACAACAUUUUCACAUCCUAGAGUUUGGUGCGAUCAUCGUAUGUCCAAGAAAGCUAGAGGAGCUAGAGAGCUUCACAACGCUUAUACAGCCGAAAGACCUAUCGGUGGUCUCAUUAAGGUCGUCUAGGUCAGAUGGGAUCACGAGGGCUAAGGUCGGGGAGGCACCAAGCUUCGAAGAUGUGGCUGAAAAGAUCUAUGGUUUGUUGCACGGUCGGAUUUGGGCAGGUCAUAACAUUAGAAGGUUUGAUUGCGUUAGAAUUAAAGAAGCUUUUGCUGAGAUUGGUAAAGCUGCGCCUGAGCCCUCAGGGAUCAUUGAUUCUUUGGGGUUGUUAAGCAACAAGUUUGGUAAAAGAGCUGGUAACAUGAAGAUGGCAAGUUUGGCUGCCUAUUUUGGUCUUGGAGUGCAAAAACACAGGAGUCUUGACGAUGUUCGAAUGAAUUUAGAGGUCCUCAAGCACUGUGCAACAGUGCUCUUCUUGGAAUCUACACUUCCCAAUCAACUGGAAGGAAAAUGGCAAAGUUCUUCAAAGAUCAUGACAAGAAGUCGAAGUAAUAAACAAAUGGCUCCAAGGGCUGUGCCUUACUCGAAGGGUGGUAGUCUCGGGAAGGUAAUACAGAUGACACAGAAUGCAAAGAAUCUCUUAAGCAAAGCUCAAGGCAACCAAGCUCUUCAAAACUUGAUGAAACAUUCUCAUUCUUUGCUUAGAUGAUUACUAUAUCCUUAGUGAUUAUUAAUUUGUUUAUUUAAAAUAAUAAAAAAGGAAUUCAAUCGUAUAUACAUUGUAGAAGUUAUACCCUCAACACUUGUUAAUUGGCUAUUUCAUUUCUGGGUCAAAGUAAUUAGCUACUUCAUUUAUCAAUAAAUCAUGUUUUCAGUC